Molecule: messenger RNA, 2306 nt
Organism: Alosa alosa (allis shad)
Lineage: Eukaryota; Metazoa; Chordata; Actinopteri; Clupeiformes; Clupeidae
Exons: 8
Coding region: 405-2225 (606 amino acids)
Source: RefSeq, a predicted model, not a curated record
CAGCGAGUCCUGAUGUAACAGUAGUCUGUCAAGUUUAGCACGACGUGUAAUGUAAAGGGGCUGUUAGAUAGAGUCUUACUUUGCCUUGAUAGGAGAAAUGUUAGUCCAUAUUAUAGUAGCAGCUAUUUGAGUAUGUUACUGGAAACCGUCGUGGUUCAUUAGCUGUCUUGGUCAAUGUUUGAUGUGUUAAACAUUCUCUGGUUAAACUUAGCUGAUAACAUUAGCUAACUUUAACUAGCACUGUUUGGCCUAUGGACAUUCUCACUCGAACGAACAUAAAAUAUCACUGACAGUGACCGGACCAUUUCCAUUUUUGAAGUAGGCAGUAGUAGUGCCAGAGAGGGUUAAAGAGGAGCUUUAUCUUUGGUUGUGCCUUUGUCCUUCAAAACUAAGGAUGUUGGAAGAUGGCUACCAGAUUGCUUGAAUCCUUCAAUGAGUUUGACAGUUAUUCCCAGGAAGUUCUGAGUAGACGUUCAAGGUGGAACAAACUCAAUCAUGGAGAGAAGUGCUCUACCACCUUUGAUGAUCUCGGUGUGUCCUUUGGUGUUCAGCAUGACUGGGCAUUUGACCUGCCCUGCAACAGCAACACACCGAGAUCGAAAUUAAACAUUGAAAUUAUACAUAAGAAGAAUCCAACUCGCAGACAGAGGAAAGCAAAGUAUGUUCCCCCACCAUCCCACAAAGAGCCUAGGUCUGUAAAGACAGUCUGUAGCAAAGUUUACAUCUGUCCAUUCACAAGCACUGAGGAUUUGGCCCAAAGGACUGAUGACCGCAAAGAUAAGGAAGAGGAUUCAUAUGGCUUUAUGGUUGUAAGAUUAAAUAAACCACAGUCCCUUGCUUCUAAAAAGUAUGCACCACACAGAACGAAGUGGUCGAGAGAGCUAGAACGGUUGGCCCCGAUGGAUGUGCAUCUGAAAUACAACAGCAAGGCUCUGACUGGUGGAGCCUUACAUUACACCAACACUUCUCACUGGAGCUCCAGCCCCAACAGUGGUCGGGAGAGCCCAAUAAGUGCAUUCACAAAGGAAGAGAAUGGCCAUUUCACUUUGCCAGGCUCAGUUAGCAAAGUGGUGACUGAGCAACUACAGCAGGGUAAUAUUGUUCGGGUGACUACCAGCGAAAGACGGUCAGAGGAGAACCCUGAUAAAGAUCAGCUUUCCAGAGAUGGAGAGCCUCUAACACAGUCGCUGCCUUUAUGUCUUGAUGAUGAGCUAGAGAGAAACCAUGCAAAAGUGCUGUCAGCUCGAGCUCCUACCACUUACAGAUCUAUGCCGAUUGUUAGUGAGACAUUCCCAUUGGUCUACAACACUGGGCAGCCACACAACAAACCAUUCAGCAGCCCAGGCUUCCACACUCUGGAUCCUACAGGUCUUUCCAGAAAUCGCCCCUUCCUGAUGCAUAAUGACAUCAGGGGGAGCAAAGUUCACUCUGCCAUUGUCCGCCUCACGGAUGCCGCACAAGAGAGGCACGCGGCCAGGCUUCAGCGCAUGCCGGCCACUAAGUCGAGCCUACACAACUACCAGGAGCCGACAGAGGAUGCCAGAUCUGGAUACAUGGAGCAGAGGCUACAGAGUCUCAGGGUGCUGUCUGCAGAUGGGACCCAGUACGCUGACCAGGACAGACUUCAUAUGCCAAGCCCUGCCUCAGGCAAGAGCUCUGCCAUUCCCUUCCUCAGCCUCAAACAGUGCCCAGUCUCCUCUGUGCCAGUAGGCACAGUGCUUAAUGGAAUAAACCCCAAGCAAAACAGCAGGUGUAGAAUUCGAUCCCCAGAUGACACAAGACCACCUUAUAGUGGAAGUAAGACCAAAACGACCAUCUAUCCAAGGCCUGAGUCUAUAACCUCAAACAAAACCAAAGACUCGCUCCUACAGAAGAAGGAAAUAGGCUUUGUAUGUAUAUCAAAAGCACUGAUUCCCCAUAAAAGUGUGGUAUAUCCAUGCCUGUCUCAACACGGACUGCAGAAAAAAGUGUGGCACCCAGCGUCAGCUCAGCCUUUUCAUGGUGUUGUCAUGUCACCAGCAAGUGAUUUGGAGAGUGUUGGGAUUGGUGUUAGUUUAUUUGCAUCUAGACCAAAAAGUCACAUGAAUUCAGAAGUCCAAAAUAUGACAACUAACACACCAAACCCUGAUCCCUCAGAUGAUCAGGAAGAGUGGUCUAACAACGAUGUGCCUCUAAACAAGGAUUGCAAACAGAUUAUAAGCAUACCUACGGCAGAGAUUGUGUAAUUUCUGAGUUAUAAAAUGAAUAAAUUUGACAUCUGCAAUUACUUAAUUAUUUUAUUCAAUAAAACAUGGUUAACACAUGUA